AUGAGCGCUGUCGCCAGGCUCCUGAAAUGGGCUCCUUGCCUAUGGGCCAUAUCUAAGCUUGCCAGCAAUUCCGGUCAAGCUCAAAGGGCACAGAUCCUGAAUCCCCAUUCUGGGUCUCACUACCCCUCAAUUGGAACAUUGGACGUGCUGCAUUCGCUCAGCUUUACCGCUCGGACUGUUGUCAAGCAUACGCACAUUCCCAGGGCAUCCCCUGCACUUCGUCGUUCUCAAACUGAAGUUGAUAAUGUUGCACCACCCGUCGAUCGACCACGCCGGAGGUGGUUCACUCUGCGUCUGCCCAGUGCUUUCCGUCAUUGGAAUCCUCAGGUGUACAUCGGCUGGCAAUGGGAGUAUCCUCCCUAUCUACCUGUCAGAGUCGGGAUCCAUGCAGUCACGAAGACUUCAAAGAUCGUUCGUCAAGCUAGAGAAGCCUUCGUCGGGAUACCUGUCCCAGUAGAGCUGGAAGUAGCCAUUCUCAAGGCCUUGAUAAAUCCAGCAAGGCGACCAGGAGCAAGAGCCGACGUAGACGUCCGCUUGGUCUGUAAAGCAUGGAACCACAUCCUUCGCCCCUACUUCUGGCAAAAGAGAUGGCUCAAUAUUAGGCCUGAGAACGCCACCUGGGCUUCCAUCGGCGAGCGACUGAAUGCACUCAUCAGAAACGCUGAUGUUAUCACCAAAGUCAAGAUGAACGCAAGGCUCACCGACAUUGAGCCUACUCCCCUAGAACGCGCUCUGCAAAAGUGUCCAGAGCUGGGAGAAUUGGCUCUCUGCGAGAUCAAAGGAAUCAAAGUUGGUCUUUUGGACUCGCUCAAUGAGAUCCUCUUCAAGCAACUUAUGCAUCACCACCAGGAAAGAAUCACUCAUUUCGGAUUCCGAUUCGAUGAUACCAUCCUAUUCCUUGGUAGGCGCUCUCUUUUCGCCGACUCAAAUCUCUUUCUGCCGAAAGUACGCAAGAUCACCAUUGACAUCAGUGACACCGUAGAAGCACUGAUGCUCGAGGAUCGAUACGGAAAUAGUGCUGGUCCGCUCUCCUCGUUCGUCGCCUCGCUUGCUGACAACGGAGGCAGGAAGAGUCAGAAAACGUUGGAGAUUCGACUCUUCUGUCAGCCGAGGCAGUUGCAGAUCGAAAAUCAUCAUAUCAGGCUGGCUACUCAGAUCUUCAAUUCGGUCAUGAGAGUCCUUGAUGAAGCAGCAGGGAUCAAUCUCGUCUUUUCUUUCAAAGGGCCACUCAGGGCUCAGCAAGCACGCAAGCUUUACGAUAUUCGCAACUGGGCUGCUGAGAACGGGAUCAGUCUGCUUGACAUUCGAGGUCAUCAAGCAAACCGGAUCGUUGGGCAAAGCGGACAAGAAAUCGCGAGGGAAGUCGCUUAUGCGCAAAACAGAUGGUCCCUGUACUAG
This is a messenger RNA of Ustilago hordei, 1398 nucleotides long. RefSeq lists its product as uncharacterized. The transcript has a single exon. NCBI's taxonomy places the organism in Eukaryota, Fungi, Basidiomycota, Ustilaginomycetes, Ustilaginales, Ustilaginaceae. The record is from RefSeq and is a predicted model, not a curated record. Bases 1 to 1398 code for a protein of 465 amino acids.